Messenger RNA from Dermacentor silvarum, 1150 nucleotides. RefSeq lists its product as uncharacterized. The transcript has 4 exons. The record is from RefSeq and is a predicted model, not a curated record. Lineage: Eukaryota; Metazoa; Arthropoda; Arachnida; Ixodida; Ixodidae. The coding region runs from base 653 to 1150 and encodes 165 amino acids.
GGGCUAGAAUCGCCCAGCUUCGCUGUUUCAAGCGUUGCGCGGCCGAGUGCAAGGUUGAGCGUUUUUUUUUUCCUUUGGGAGGGGGGUAUUGGACAGCAGUGGUCCGUGCAUAUACAUAGGGUUAUUUAUUAACUGCACGAAAUUUCUACCAGGAGUGCAUUUUAUACCGUUGUGACGUUAAUGUUACCAGUCGUGUGCCCAGGUUAUAUCAGCCUCUAGAUAUAACAAUCCAGUUAGGAGGGCAAAAGGAAGUUACGUGAUUCAUUUUUUUAUUUAUGGAUCUUGCGAAGCUAAAGGGAAUAAGUACUUUGGAGCCCGUCCUUGGAAUCAUCUAGCUUUGCAGUGAAAUUUUUAUCAAACCAGCUUCUAGUUGUAAGUGAAACAGAAGCAGAGACAGAGGUGUUCGUUUGUGUAUAACGGUGUUAAAACUCCAAACUGUUUGCGGCCCAAAAAAGAACGAAAAAAAUCAAAGUACGCACAUAACUGCGCACAUUACUCCUUAUCUAAAUGCUGCCAAACUCGACACUCGAAGGAUAAGAAUAAGGUCACCGUGAUUUAAAUGCUCUAAUUAAAAAAAAACUGCUGCAGUUUUUUCAUACCGAAACCAGACGGUAUAUUUUACAACUGCCGCCAUUUCCGAACUGGUCGCAGAAUGUACUACAUUGUAGAGUUCCUGAACGGAGGAGGAGUGGCUGCGGUCCCGAAAGCUUGUUUUAGAGAGGAUGAAACACUUUGGCCGCCAUUCACCAAUCCAGCACGCUCUAUUAACGCAUUCAAGAAAUGCGAAAAGCCUGGUGCAGGAUGGACGGCUUUCAAGUGUCGUGUGAUGAGCAAGGCUGUUAUUGGAGGGUCAUGUCCAAAGGACUGCAUAAGAAGGGUAAUGAAGAGAUGCUUAACCGAUGAGCUUGCUGAGACAUUUUGCCUAACGGGAAGAAAGGGAAAGAAGCCCUUCAGGGAAUUGGCACUCUUUGGUGUCAUCGUUGCGGCUCUUCAAAAAUCAUAUCCGCGAUGUACGGAAACUGAGCUGCACCAUCUCAUUGCCGACCACUUGAGGCACGCCCCAGCACGCUGCAAGAAACGCUCUUCUACCUUGGCACAGAGGGUGGAUACCAACGAACAUGAGGCAUCACCCUCCCUCCAUGACCAGUAA